Molecule: messenger RNA, 1123 nt
Organism: Juglans regia (Persian walnut)
Lineage: Eukaryota; Viridiplantae; Streptophyta; Magnoliopsida; Fagales; Juglandaceae
Product: E3 ubiquitin-protein ligase RNF4-like
Exons: 6
Coding region: 165-800 (211 amino acids)
Source: RefSeq, a predicted model, not a curated record
UCAAUCAUACUUCCCUCUGUUCGCUGGAGUUCUCUCUACAAGGAUUUUUUCGGUAUUUGCAUGUGUUUGUAUGAAACCCGAAUCUGAACGGGAUCAUUCUGUCUUGCUUUUGAAAGUCCCGGAGUAAAGGCUUCUGACUUGGAUAGGGACUCAAUUUUUCUAGCAUGAUUACUCAGGCGGCCAGGGGGGCUCCUGCAAGAGGGAAUCAUCAAAGGAAGAUGGUUCUGGAUUUAGACCUCAACAUGGCACCACCAAAUGAGAAUCGGGAUCUGGAGGGCCCUUCAACUCAAGUGGAGCAUAAUGGAACUCAAACUGGCCCACAAGGGCGGUCUGCACCACCUCCUUUGAUUGAUGUUGAGGCCAUCGAUGACGAUGUUGUCGAGUCCUCACCGUGGGCUUUUGCUCAAGCCAGAAACAGGUCCAGAAGGAAUGGUGGAAGGCGUGUUGUGGAUGUGGAUCUAGAAACAAGGACCAGGGUGGUUACCCAGAAUAACCGUGACAGGCGAAGAGAUCUGCCCCGCCAAACAAUUUUUAAUUGCGAUUUGUACAUAAAUUUGGAAAGCAGUAGCAACACUACGAGAGAGAAUGUGACAAAGCCACCUUUACCACCAAAGGAGCCCACACUUACAUGUCCAAUUUGUAUGGGCCCAGUAGUUGAGGAAAUGUCGACGAGGUGUGGUCACAUAUUCUGUAAGGCAUGUAUUACGACUGCAAUGCGCACGCAGAGUAAAUGCCCCACUUGUAGGAAACCCAUCACAAUAAACGAGCUCAUUAGAAUCUUCCUGCCUUCAAGCAGUUGAGGCUCAGGCAUUAUAUUUGGUUGUGAUUGAAACAAACUGCUGCCGACUGAAAGGAAAAGGGAACCAAUUGUUUUGGCUUGUUAGGACACAAUGUUCUUAGUUAACUUUUGGAAUUUUCUGAAAAUAUUGUGUUCUUCAAGCUAGUAUACUUAAUGACAGUGGUGGGUUUGGUGCUAUAUUUUUGAGUUAUUGUCCAGAACAAAGUUAUGUUACUAUAUUGUUUUAAUGUAGAAGCUGCCUAGUUUAGGUAUUUGAUGGGAAUUGGCGUUUGGAACUGGACGGUCUACUGAGGUUUAGAGUAAUUGUUCACUUUGAUAGUGGAA